Molecule: messenger RNA, 2708 nt
Organism: Arabidopsis lyrata subsp. lyrata
Lineage: Eukaryota; Viridiplantae; Streptophyta; Magnoliopsida; Brassicales; Brassicaceae
Product: anti-sigma-I factor RsgI6
Exons: 7
Coding region: 741-2516 (591 amino acids)
Biological process (GO): carbohydrate metabolic process
Molecular function (GO): hydrolase activity, hydrolyzing O-glycosyl compounds
Source: RefSeq, a predicted model, not a curated record
AAUUUAAUUUAAUUGCCCCCAUAAAAAUCUCUUUUGCCCUUAUUAGAUUUUUUGUUUUCCAAUUAACCAAAUUCACUGCAUAUCUUGUUUCCCCUUUAAUUAGCUAAAUUCGUUGCAAAUUUAUAUCCAUAUGUAAAUAACAAUGUAAUUUAAAUGCAUAGACCAUAAUAUUUAUUUCCCUUUGUAUCAAUUAAAAAAAAUAUAUGUUUAAAAAAUUUGGUCUCUUCUCAUAACUUCUGUGGUUCAUACUUAUGGUUCUCUAUGAUAUUUUUAUGUGUUGUUUUCCAAAUAUUUGAGUUUUCUAUAGAGCAAUAAAUUAAAAACAUUAAUACAAAAUCUUGUAAAUUUAAACUUUGGAUCAAACUAUAUGUUAAUUCAAAAUCUCUAACUUUUAAAUAUAGAGGAUACUUUUUGAUUCAUUUAAACUUAAAAAGACAACCAAAUGUUACGAUUUAGGUAAGAAACUUGUAACCAAAGCAUCAACCCGUGGUACUCUAGUAGCUCUAUAAAAGCACGACUUCACAUGACACAAAAACCCACUUCGCGUAUAACAACAUCAUCACGUGAACUCACUCAAUAGGUUCAGUGUUUCUGACUAUAUUGUUCCCUCUCUGAUUGAAACUCUCCCAAAUAGAGAUUGGCCUAACCACCCAUCCAACCACAUCAACGCACUUCGUUUCAUCGCCCUGAUCGAAUUUCUCUUUUUUUCUUUUCCUAUCUCAAAAUUGUGUGUUCUUGUUAUGGUCAUGAAAUACUCUUACAUGUAUUGUUUGAUUUUCUUGGCCCUUUCUCUCCUCACCGCCUUCACUCCUGCUUCUUCGUCAAAUGGUCUAGAUGGACCAUUCUACGACUCUACCGCCUACACAGAGUGUAGAGCAGAAGCAGAGAAGCCACUGUACAACGGAGGAAUGCUGAAGGACCAAAAGCCUUCUGUCUCAGGCAGAGACUCUCUCACAGGCAUUGGUGCUCGUUACACACCAACUUACAUAUUGCACAAUCUCACGCAGAACACCAUCUAUUGCUUCUCCAUUUGGGUGAAGAUAGAGGCUGGAGCUGCAUCAGCUCGUGUAAGGGCAAGGCUGAGAGCAGACAACGCCACUUUAAACUGCGUCGGUUCUGUAACAGCCAAACAUGGUUGCUGGUCUUUCCUCAAAGGCGGCUUCCUUCUUGAUUCUCCUUGUAACCAAUCCAUCCUCUUCUUUGAGGUAGACUCUUCUAUAUAUGCUCAAUUCAAAAGAUCUGAUCAGAAUAGAAGAUCCAAAGAUUGUAAAUUUCUGAUAAUGCAGACAUCAAACGACGAUAGCAAGAUCCAAUUACAAGUGGCGAGUGCUUCUCUUCAGCCCUUCACGCAGGAGCAAUGGAGGAACAUCCAAGAUUACUUCAUUAAUACCGCGAGAAAACGAGCAGUGACAAUUCACGUGUCCGAAGAAAACGGAGAGAGCGUUGAAGGAGCAGAGGUGACAGUAGAGCAGAUCUCUAAAGACUUCCCCAUUGGAUCUGCCAUCUCCAAAACUAUUCUUGGAAACAUUCCUUACCAAGAAUGGUUCGUCAAGAGAUUCGACGCCACUGUGUUCGAGAACGAGCUGAAAUGGUACGCGACGGAGCCCGAUCAAGGCAAACUCAAUUACACAUUGGCUGAUAAGAUGAUGAAUUUCGUCAGAGCCAACAGAAUCAUCGCUCGCGGCCACAACAUCUUCUGGGAGGAUCCCAAAUACAAUCCCAAUUGGGUUCGUAAUCUAAGCGGCGAAGAUCUCCGGUCGGCGGUUAACCGGCGAAUCAAGAGUCUAAUGACUCGGUACAGAGGGGAGUUCGUGCACUGGGACGUGAGCAACGAGAUGCUUCACUUCGACUUCUACGAGAGUCGACUGGGGAAGAACGCGUCGUACGGGUUCUUCGCGGCGGCGCGUGAGAUUGACUCGCUGGCGACUCUGUUCUUUAAUGAUUUCAACGUGGUGGAGACUUGCAGCGACGAGAAGUCGACGGUUGACGAAUACAUCGCGAGGGUGAGGGAACUCCAACGGUACGACGGCAUAAGGAUGGACGGAAUCGGUCUCGAGGGUCACUUCACGACGCCGAACGUGGCGCUAAUGAGAGCAAUCAUCGACAAACUCGCGACGCUCCAGCUCCCAAUCUGGCUCACCGAAAUUGAUAUCAGCAGCAGCCUCGACCACCGCACGCAGGCGAUUUAUUUGGAGCAAGUGUUACGUGAAGGAUUCUCGCACCCAUCGGUGAACGGUAUAAUGCUAUGGACCGCACUUCACCCAAACGGUUGUUACCAAAUGUGCCUCACCGACGAUAAAUUCCGGAACCUUCCAGCCGGAGACAUGGUGGACCAGAAGCUUCUAGAAUGGAAGACUCGUGAGGUUAAGGCCACGACCGACGACCAUGGUUCCUUCAGCUUCUUCGGCUUUUUGGGAGAGUAUAGAGUUGGCAUCGUAUACCAAGGUAAAACGGUUAAUUCGUCUUUCUCGUUAUCUCAAGGCCCUGAGACCAAACAUGUGAGGCUUCAAAUCUAACACAGCGACUCCAUGUUUAAGAUUAUCUCUUAAGAUAUAGAGUAGAUCUUAAUGAGGAACACAUAGGUAAAUUAUAUUUUAAUUUGCAAAUUUUCAAUCAGUAACAAAAUUGAAUGUACUGGUGGGGACAAAAGUAAGUGACAAAGGGUCAAAAAGAGGGACGAGAUUUUGAGGCGUGGGCAAACUUUUAUC